UCUUUCUUUCCCUCAUGCUCCUGCAGCAAGAGAGUGGUGAAGUAGUGGGGAGAAGUUAUUCGUGGAGAAUUCAGAAAUUUAGUCAUAGCUACAUUUGAUAUUUGUACAGUGUAAUCGCUAAAGCGAAUAUUUUAUAGCUAUGACUAAUGAAGAAAUCAAAGGGGCUGCGGCGGAGGAGGACCAGCAGGCCCAGUCGAAGAAAGCGCUGAAGAAACAGCAGAAGGAGGCGGAGAAAGCGGCCAAGAAGGCCGAGAAGCAGGCCAAGCUGGCAGCAGAACAGCAUGGUGUGGAUGAGGAGGAUUUUGCCCAGGACCGGUAUGGCAUUCCACCAAUGGUCCAGUCCCAAGAUAAUCUUGACAGGGUGUUGGUGCGUGUCCAGGAACUGACUCCUCAAAAGGCAGAGCAGCUGAUCUGGGUGCGAGCCAGAGUUCACACCAGCAGGGCUAAAGGAAAGCAGUGCUUUCUGGUCCUGCGUCAGCAGCAGUUCAACGUGCAGGGCCUGGUUGCCGUCGGCGACCGUGCGAGCAAGCAGAUGGUCAAGUUCGCCGCCAACAUCCCCAAGGAAAGCAUCGUGGAUGUGGAGGGCGUGGUGAGGAAGGUGGAGCAGAAGAUAGAGAGCUGUUCCCAGCAGGACGUGGAGCUGCACAUUGAAAGGAUUUUUGUGGUCAGCCAGGCCGAGCCUCGCCUGCCCCUGCAGCUUGAGGACGCCGUCCGCCCGGAAGGGGAGGGAGACGAGGAGGGAAGAGCCACUGUCAAUCAAGACACCAGGCUGGACAACCGCGUGAUCGAUCUCAGGACAACAACCAGCCAGGCCGUCUUUCGCCUGCAGUCCGGAGUCUGUCAGCUGUUCAGAGACACUCUCACCAACAAGGGCUUUGUGGAAAUACAGACCCCUAAAAUCAUUUCUGCGGCCAGCGAAGGGGGGGCGAAUGUCUUCACCGUCUCCUACUUCAAAACCAGCGCCUACCUGGCCCAGUCUCCCCAGCUGUACAAGCAGAUGUGCAUCUGCGCAGAUUUCGACAAAGUGUUCUGCGUGGGUCCAGUGUUCAGAGCGGAGGACUCCAACACGCACCGGCACCUGACGGAGUUUGUGGGUCUGGAUAUCGAGAUGGCGUUCAACUACCAUUACCACGAAGUGAUCGAGUCCAUCACCGACACCAUGGUCCAGAUCUUUAAGGGGCUCAGAGACAGGUUCCAGACGGAGAUCCAGACGGUGAAUAAGCAGUUCCCCAGCGAGCCCUUUAAGUUCCUGGAGCCCACCCUGAGGCUGGAGUACACAGAGGGCGUGGCCAUGCUGCGCGCGGCCGGGGUGGAGAUGGGCGACGAGGACGACCUCAGCACACCCAACGAGAAGCUUCUGGGUCGUCUCGUCAAAGAAAAGUACGACACAGACUUCUACGUGCUGGACAAGUAUCCUCUGGCAGUGAGGCCGUUCUACACCAUGCCUGACCCAAUCAACCCCAGGUACUCCAACUCCUACGACAUGUUCAUGAGAGGGGAGGAGAUCCUGUCCGGAGCUCAGAGAGUCCACGACGCCCAGCUGCUCACCGAGAGGGCUGUGUACCACAACAUCGACCUGGAGAAGAUCAAGGGUUACAUCGACUCCUUCCGAUACGGGGCCCCGCCCCACGGCGGCGGGGGCAUCGGACUGGAGAGAGUGACCAUGCUGUACCUGGGGCUCCACAACGUGCGCCAGACAUCCAUGUUCCCCCGUGACCCCAAACGCCUGACCCCCUGAGCCCCCUGGGAAACUCCCAGGGCAGGGCCGCUCACAGACACUGCCUGGAAAACCACCGUCCUCCUGACAGCAAGCCAAGAAAACUCAAGUGCCACACUCAUCCACAAACGUUAAUGUAACCGUCUAAUUCUAGCUCGAAAUUAAGAUAAUAUAAGUCAGACAUAGGAAGUUGGUGUAAUAAUUAAUAUAUUAUUUAAGGUUCCUAGAGAAUCUAUUCAAGGGCAAAAUUCGGUAACUGAAAGGUAUUAAGGGUCUUAAUCUAUAGUGAUGCAGACGUGUAAAAAUGAGCUCUUGUUUGUAUCUAACAUCUGAUUUCAGACAUCAUCCACUUGAUUACUGGUGUUGCACUAGAGGGAUUUGCUUGUGUAAUUAAGAACAACCCGUCUAAUGACCCCAUAGCAAUAGUUGUUCUUUUUUACUAAUUUGGAGAAAAAAAAAUCAUUAAGGGAAUAAAAGUAUUUCAGAUUCA
Conger conger (European conger) is the source of this 2207-nucleotide messenger RNA. It is a transcript of the gene dars1, whose product is annotated as aspartyl-tRNA synthetase 1. Gene Ontology annotation, biological process: aspartyl-tRNA aminoacylation. Lineage: Eukaryota; Metazoa; Chordata; Actinopteri; Anguilliformes; Congridae. Gene Ontology annotation, molecular function: RNA binding; aspartate-tRNA ligase activity; ATP binding. The record is from RefSeq and is a predicted model, not a curated record. Gene Ontology annotation, cellular component: aminoacyl-tRNA synthetase multienzyme complex; cytoplasm; cytosol. The transcript is spliced from 18 exons. Bases 140 to 1738 code for a protein of 532 amino acids.